Molecule: messenger RNA, 816 nt
Organism: Iphiclides podalirius (scarce swallowtail)
Lineage: Eukaryota; Metazoa; Arthropoda; Insecta; Lepidoptera; Papilionidae
Source: the annotation of a GenBank genome assembly
AUGUUGAAAUCGCGCUUCAAUAUAACAGAAAAGGAGGAGGCGGAAGAGCAAGAAGAAUAUGAGUCGCAGAGCGAACCGAGUGUGAGUCGUAGAGCAGAGGAGGCAGUUCAGGAAUUCGAGCAUUUGGAGAUCAGAUUGGAGAGGAAACUCAACAGGUCAGAAGUCAGCGUGCGUCUCGGCCAUCUUGGAAAGACGGCGGAUGGAGAUGGGUAUGCAUAUCUCAAGGCCACGUGCACUGGCAUGGGCUUGACGGACAUAAGAGCUUUGGCUGCCUUCGAGCACUUGCAGUUCGUCGACGUAUCAGACAACCUGCUCACUAUUGAAGCGCUGCAGGUCGUUACCAAACUGCCGUUCCUCGUUCUCCUGCACGCCGAUAGGAAUCGGCUUAGUUCCGCCUCGCUAGCCAGGUCGAGAUACCUACAGGUCGUCAUCUUGAACCACAACAACAUAAGAUCCGUGCACGACGUGCACCAGCCGGAGCUGAGCACGCUAGAGGUGGGCUACAACAAAGUUGAGAAGAUCGAGUUCAAUAGCAGAAUGCCUACGCUCAAGUGUCUCGACUUUCGCUAUAACCUCAUCGCGGACGUAUCCAACUUGGACUUUCCGAAUUUGGACAGUCUGUACUUGGCCGGAAACAAAAUAACGAGCCUAGCGGGCAUCGAACGUCUGACCAAUCUGAGGAUACUGCACAUGCGGAAUAAUCCUAUCGCGCUGCUGAACGGUUUCGACCAGACCCUCGCGAAGCUGCAGUACAUCAAUCUGCGUAAUUGCAAAGUGGCAACAUUGAAACAAAUUAGGAAAUUACAGGUGCGGAUA